This is a messenger RNA of Racocetra persica, 343 nucleotides long. NCBI's taxonomy places the organism in Eukaryota, Fungi, Glomeromycota, Glomeromycetes, Diversisporales, Gigasporaceae. The record is from the annotation of a GenBank genome assembly.
UAUGUGGCAAAAACUAUCUCAGAAUUUACAACUAGUAGCAUUACAAGAAUUUGAUAUAAAAGAGAAAAGUGGUGCUGAAAACCAGUUUCGUCAUAAGUUUGUUAAAUUUCCAAAACUUGAGCUUGCUAUAAGAACUUGGGUUCAACAAAUUAUCACUGCAAAUAUGCUUUUAAGUGACCAUUUGUUAAGAGAAAAAGGAAUCAAAGAUCCGGAGGCAGCUAGACUUAAGAAAGAUCUUGAGUUAUAUUGUACAAUUGUUAAUGAACUUCUUGCUACAGAGGAUGUAAUGAAUGAUAAUGAAAUUCUUGUGAUGGUUUAUGAAAUCUUUAAUUCUAAGCAAGUG